Messenger RNA from Aethalodelphis obliquidens (Pacific white-sided dolphin), 1635 nucleotides. RefSeq names its product olfactory receptor 1361-like. Gene Ontology annotation, molecular function: G protein-coupled receptor activity; olfactory receptor activity. Gene Ontology annotation, biological process: G protein-coupled receptor signaling pathway. The record is from RefSeq and is a predicted model, not a curated record. Gene Ontology annotation, cellular component: membrane. NCBI's taxonomy places the organism in Eukaryota, Metazoa, Chordata, Mammalia, Artiodactyla, Delphinidae.
AUGGAGGCAGAGACUGAAGUGAUGCUGCCACGAGCCAAGGACACCAAGGAUUUCCAGCAAUCACCAGAAGCUAGGAAGAGGCAUCGAGCAGAUCCUCCCUCAGAGCCUCCAGGAAGAACCAACCCUGCUGACACCCUGACCCCGAGCUUCUGGCCUGCAGAACGGCAUCAUUCCUCAGAAUGUGACGAGAUGAUGCCCUCUACCAAAACAAGGGACAACACCAAGAAAGAGACAGAUCCAGGACCAGCCAACCAUGGAGAGGUGAAACCACACACAAGCGCCUCUGAGUUCAUCCUCCUAGGGCUCUCAAGCCAGCUCGAGAGGCAGGAGCUGAUCUUCGGGCUCUUCCUUGUCAUGUACCUGGUCGGGGCCGCAGGGAACUUGCUCAUCAUCCUGGCCAUUGGCUCAGACUCCCACCUCCACACGCCCAAGGACUUCUUCCUCAGCGACCUCUCCCUGGUAGUUUUCUGCUUCAUCUCCGCCACAGUCCCCAAGAUGCUGGUGAACAUCCAGACACAGACUCAGUCCAUUUCCUAUGGCUGCUGCCUAGCCCAGAUCUACUUCUGCAUUUUGCUUGUCAACAUGGACAGCUUCCACCUGAUGGCCAUGGCUUAUGACCUCUACACAGCGACCUGCCAGCCCUUGCACUACUCCACGGUGAGUAUGCCAGUCUGUGCCCUGAUGCUGGGGAGCUCCUGGCCCCUCGCCAACUUCCACUCCCUGCUACACACCCUCCUCAUGGCCCGGCUGGAGUUCUGUGCCAGCAACGUCAUCCCUUACUCCUUCUGUGACCUUGCUCCCCUGAUCCAGCUCUCCUGCCCCAACACCCAACUCACCCAACUCAUGAUUCUGCUGGAAGGGGACCUGGCGGUCCUCAUCCCCUUCCUUGGCAUUCUCGUCUCCUACAUCCACAUUGUGUCUGCUGUGCUACAGGUGCCAUCUGCCCAGGGCAAACCAAAGGCCUUUUCCAACUGUGGCUCCCACCUUGCUGUGGUCAUUCUCUUCUAUGGGACCAUCACAGGGGUCUACCUGAGUCCCUCAUCCUCCCACGCAGCUGACAAGGAUUCUCUGGCUUCAGUAAUGUAGAUGGUGGUCACCCCCAUGCUGAAUCCCUUUAUCUACUGCCUGAGGAACAAGGACAUGAAGGGAGCUCUAAGGAAACUGGUCAACCUGAAGGCUUUAUCCCAUGGGCUGUGACAGCAGAGCUCUCCUUCAGGGCCUCUGUGCUAGAGGAGGAUGAACCCCAGGGACAGGCUCCACACAGAGAGGGUGGGAGGAGCACAGACCUCAUUGUCCUGGGUUGUCACCAUGGCCAGGGAAGCCUCUCAUUGCUCCAUAAGUAAUCUGCAAGUCCCAAACUUCUUGGCCCCUGCACUGACUGCCCAGACUACCAAAGGGGAAUAAACUCUCCCGUAAAGACAGGACCACAUAAACAGGUAUAAACUAGCUCUAUCUGCAGACCUUCUGGAGGGGGUUCAUGUGAAGGGUGAGCUCAUAGGAAUCUGUGACCUAUGCUGACAGCCUGUGCCAAAGAGAUGCCCUCUGAGUGCCCCCAUGCACCCCACAGAGCCUCAGACCCUUAACCCUCAAGCAUCCCAGUUUCCAAACUCCUCCAGUUCCUCCACCACCAUCCCA